CAUGCCAACAAUGGCAAUUGGCUCGAGAGAGCCAGGGCCGGCGCGAUGGCCGAACUCAUCGGAUGUAUUACUAUCAUUAUCGCUGAGAACAGACCAUGGGGAUGAGGAGAGUCUGUCACUGUCCGCAGACUCACUCUCUGCCCUCUCAAGAGGGACUCUGGACGUAUCGCUCGACAUAUUAUGGUGUGGUAUAUCAGGAAGAGAACGGAAGCAGAGUCGUCGUCAAUCUUCUGCUAUUGCAUUGGGUAUUGGGCAGGUAAUAUUCACGGAGUUUCUCGCGGAGAAAAAUGGAAAAAGAAAAAGCACUGGCCCACAAGUACCUAUGUAGAAAGGCUGGGUCAAUGUUAUAUCAACUUCCCGUUGGAGGAGUAUUUUUGCAGCUCUCGACCCGCGGGCUCAGGUUCCUUUAGGGCUUGCCAAAUCC
Messenger RNA from Aspergillus calidoustus, 424 nucleotides. The record is from the annotation of a GenBank genome assembly. NCBI's taxonomy places the organism in Eukaryota, Fungi, Ascomycota, Eurotiomycetes, Eurotiales, Aspergillaceae.